This is a messenger RNA of Strigops habroptila (Kakapo), 1128 nucleotides long. RefSeq names its product acyl-CoA binding domain containing 7 (gene ACBD7). The coding region runs from base 645 to 911 and encodes 88 amino acids. Gene Ontology annotation, molecular function: fatty-acyl-CoA binding. The transcript is spliced from 5 exons. Gene Ontology annotation, biological process: fatty acid metabolic process. The record is from RefSeq and is a predicted model, not a curated record. NCBI's taxonomy places the organism in Eukaryota, Metazoa, Chordata, Aves, Psittaciformes, Psittacidae.
CCCUCGGCCCGCCUCUGCGCCGGCACAGCGGGCUCUGCGCCGCUGCCCGCCUCCCGCCCCGGGGGCCUGGGCUGGGAGCGGGCGGAGGGAGGAGCCGCGCAGCAUGGGAGCGGCGGGAGCGCGUAGAUGGGCCGGGCCGGUAGCCACUACCGGGCAGUAGCCCACUACCGGGGCAGACCAGAAAAACCGCGGGCAUUGCGGCUCUGAGUGAAGGGGGCGUUACAGGCAGAAGCCUCCUCUCGGCAUUCUCCUCGUUCCGAGCGCUACCGGUAAAUUGCUUUAUAGGGGGUGAUAGAUGUGAUUUGUGGUACAUCAUCUAAUGAAAUCAUGGCCAAGUCAAAAGGUGCUUCACAGGGACUUCACAGCGACAGGGGCGCCUGUCCACUGCUGUUUAGUGUGCGCCCCUGCCGCGCGUAUACAUCGUAUUCUGUCACGAUGGGGUGACAGUUGUCCCUGCAGUGUGAGCGAGCCCCUCUGUCCUGCCCCGGCGUGGCUGGCAAGCUGAGGCCACUGGUGCCCAGCCCAGCGCUCUCCGCGGAGCUCAGCCCCACCACCGCGCCCGCGCCGCAGGAGCCAAGGGGCAGCAGCGCCGCAUCCCCGCUGGAGAAGGAGGGAGGCCAGUCCCUGGGCAUCCUCGCAGCAUCAUGACUCUCGAGGCUGACUUUAACACUGCUGCAGAAGAUGUAAAAAAAUUAAAAACAAGGCCAACUGAUGAAGAACUGAAGGAACUGUACGGAUUAUACAAACAGGCUACUGUUGGAGAUAUUAAUAUUGAAUGUCCAGGAACGCUAGAUUUGAAAGCCAAAGCCAAAUGGGAGGCAUGGAACCUGAAAAAAGGCUUAUCAAAGGAGGAUGCCAUGAAAGCCUAUAUCUCUAAAGUAAAAGAAAUGGUAGAAAAAUAUGGGAUCUAGAAUAUUCAAAAUAAUUCCCACUAACAACUAACCCUUCAGUAGCUAAUGAACUAACUCUGUUGAGAAAAAUGCAAUACUAACUCCUUAACUCCUUAUUGUGUAGUCUGACAGUAAAAUCUUUUAAGCAUAAGCUGUUUGACUGUAAAAGGUAUUUGCAUACCUACUCUAUAUUUUAGAUUGUAUCUUAUUCUAAAUAAAUUUAAACCUAAUAAAUUAA